AGUCAAUACUUACGAGUCUCAAACAGGGCUUCCUCUUCCUCUUCUUCCUCUGUUCUUUUUUUUUUUUUUUUUGGUCUUUUUUGCAGAAACCAACAAUACCACAGAUGGGAAGCACCGCCGUCGAGAAGACUGCGGAGGAGCUCCAACGGGAGAUCGAUGAGCUCUAUCGCCAACAACGCGAGAUUACAGAGAGGCUGAGGGAUCCUCGGGGUCUCCGAAGAGGAGGAUUGUCAGGCGCCGGACCUCGGAACUUUGCUGCUAAUGGUGCUCGUCGGGGCUUUGUUCGCCCGUUGCAGGCGGAUGGGACUGAAGACCAGCCUCCAGCUAAGAAGCGACUGUUGUCUGCUGUUGUCAAGGUGGAGGAAGGAGAGAUUGCUGAGGAUGCUAUUGUUGGGAAGGAUGUGAAGCCGAACGAUACAGCCAUGGAAAGAUCUAUUGUGGAAAAUGUGAGUGAUAGAAAGCCACAAAGUGGUUGGACUAGGAGGGAUGUCAAUGAAAGAGCAGAAAGAAAGGAUAAUCUACCUCCAAUAACAGAGCAUGUUCCAAGGGUUUUACCAAAGAAUGAGGAUCCAAGCUUGGUUAAUAGAAACAAAAGAAUGCUGGGACAACUUUUGGGGACUUUGGAGAAAUUCAGAAAAGAAGAUAUGCAACUUUCAGGAACAGAGGCGUUUAUGCGGAGGUCAAAUUCUCUGCAAAGGGCUGAGCAAAGAGCACGUGAAGAAAGUGAAAAGCUGAGGGAACAAGAGCGUGAACAAAUUGCUGAAAAGCGGAGGAGAGAUCUGACUCUCAGAGCACGUGUGGCUGCCAAGGCAGAAGAAAAGAAGUUGGAUUUGCUGUUUCUUCAGUGGAGCGAGCAUCAUGGAAAACUUAGCAAUUUUAUAAGGACUAAAACAGAGCCUCCUAUAUAUUACUUGCCAAAGAAACCAUUGGAUGAAGAUGAAACUUUACGCGAGCAGCGCAAAGAACAGGCAUUUUUGGAAUGGAAGGCUACUAGGAGAGAGGAGCUGUCUGAAUAUCAGAAACAGAUUUCAGAACAGUAUGUAGCCAAUGUUGAAAAGGAGUUGGAGAGAUGGCAAAAUGCGAGGAAAGCCAGGAAAGCAAACAAUGAUAUUAACUUGCAGGAAACCAUGGACAAAGAAUUGGAUACCCAUAGGCUUGAACAUGGUCCAAAGAAGAGAAAGAUUCCAGGAGGAAGCAAUGAUGAUGAGGAUGAUGUGGAAGAUAUUAAUGUUGGAGAGGAUGACAUCAUGGAUGAUGUGCUGGAUGUUGUUGAUAAUGGAAGGAGAACUGAUGAGACAGCAAAAACAGAAGUUGAUAAUACCAGUCCACAGCCUAAUAAUGUUGACCAGAAUGAUUGACGCCAAUGAUUCCAGGUUCAUUGCUAGGUCUUCUUUGUAUUUCUGUAGCUUAUUUCUUGCGUUUAGCUGCAUUUUCCCCGUUAUUUGUUACUCCCUUCUCUUUUUCUUCUAUUGUUUUCUUCUGGAAAUAGGUGUGAGUUAAGUAUGGGUUUUGUGCGUGUAGGAGGAUUUUAUCUAUUAUACAUUACCUUUCUGGUUUUGUUAUUUAUUGCUUGGAAACAAAAGAAUAAUGAUUGGACUUAUUUACAACACAGAAUGGAGUGUGUUUCUCUUCCUAUAAAUACUUCGAUGUCCC
Molecule: messenger RNA, 1653 nt
Organism: Rubroshorea leprosula
Lineage: Eukaryota; Viridiplantae; Streptophyta; Magnoliopsida; Malvales; Dipterocarpaceae
Source: the annotation of a GenBank genome assembly